Messenger RNA from Cyclopterus lumpus (lumpfish), 5141 nucleotides. It is a transcript of the gene hck, whose product is annotated as HCK proto-oncogene, Src family tyrosine kinase. Gene Ontology annotation, biological process: cell differentiation; innate immune response; cell surface receptor protein tyrosine kinase signaling pathway. Bases 1676 to 3595 code for a protein of 639 amino acids. The record is from RefSeq and is a predicted model, not a curated record. Gene Ontology annotation, molecular function: signaling receptor binding; non-membrane spanning protein tyrosine kinase activity; ATP binding. Gene Ontology annotation, cellular component: extrinsic component of cytoplasmic side of plasma membrane. The transcript is spliced from 13 exons. Lineage: Eukaryota; Metazoa; Chordata; Actinopteri; Perciformes; Cyclopteridae.
GAUGAACAUGAAUCGGAAUAAGUUCAGGUAUUGCACAUCUUUAGCAUACCACCCAAAAAUCCACUAGAAUGCAUGAAUUAACAUCUACUUAAACCAACAUUUCCUGGAAACAGACCACCAUGUGAACAAUAUGUCUCAAGUCAAGAACAAGUCCCAAUACAAUAAGAACAAGACCCAUGUGAACAAGACUUCUCAAGUCAAGAACAAGUCCCAAUACAAUAAGAACAAGACCCAUGUGAACAAGACUUCUCAAGUCAAGAACAAGUCCCAAUACAAUAAGACAAUAAGAACAAGACCCAUGUGAACAAGACUUCUCAAGUCAAGAACAAGUCCCAAGACAAUAGGACAAUAAGAACAAGACCCAUGUGAACAAGACUUCUCAAGUCAAGAACAAGUCCCAAGACAAUAAGACAAGAAGAACAAGACCCAUGUGAACAAGACUUCUCAAGUCAAGAACAAGUCCCAAUACAAUAAGACAAUAAGAACAAGACCCAUGUGAACAAGACUUCUCAAGUCAAGAACAAGUCCCAAGACAAUAGGACAAUAAGAACAAGACCCAUGUGAACAAGACUUCUCAAGUCAAGAACAAGUCCCAAGACAAUAAGACAAUAAGAACAAGACCCAUGUGAACAAGACUUCUCAAGUCAAGAACAAGUCCCAAGACAACUUCCUAACGCAUCGUCAAGUUACACCAAGACAGGUGACUGUUUUCUAAUAUUCUUGCUGUUGGGUGACUGUUUUACUCACAAGUAUGUACAUGUACUUACAUUUCCACUAGGUGUAUAAGAUACAUUGUAAAAAACUAAAUUAAACGCACCAAGCUGUCUGCCCACGCGGCUGAGUGGCGACGAUAUACUUCAAGGUGAAUGCACUUGUAGGUCUGUUAGUUGUAAAACACCAACACCGUAAAGUGUGUACUCUGUCACCCACAUGUGCUGUAAACAAAUUAAGCUAUCUGUGGAUCUUCAACUUGGUAAAUGAGGAACUAAUUUCCCUCUGCAGUUUGAAUAUAAAGAGCCACAAACUGAGGCCUGUAUGUCAGAGUAAAAGGCUCAUUGUGCAACGUCAUCGGCUGCUCUGAGCAGCUGCUAAACACCAAGUUCUUUUAAAACUCUUACAUCCUACCUGUUUCCUGUUUUGUUUGUUUUUCCCUGAUCUAAUUCAUUUCAUUCUUAACCUCAUCUUCUUAAGAACAGCCAUCCCUCUCUCCGUCACGGCAGCCUGGGUUUCAGAGGGAACUCAAUUUCUAAUCCUGCCUGUUGAUUAAGGAUUACAUCUGGAGAGCCGGCAGCUCUCUCUGAUGUGUUAUUGCCGAGCUGCUGUCGUGGACCCCCAGGCCUGAGCCGCCCACGCCUCCAGCUCUGCUGCCCGCCUCCGCCCAUGAGCACGAUGGCUUUCCCACUCAUUUGAAUACAUGGGCACCAUGCAAAUGUGUGCCUCACAUCUGUCCACCCAUCCAUGGCAUCCGUUCAUUUAAUCCAUUCUUCCCUCUGGCCAUCCGCUCCAACAUCAAAAACAGCAGCACAGAUACGAAUCUGGCUUCAACGUUACAUUUUUUGGGGGGCAUCUAGGAGCAGGGAAAAGAAAAGUCCUGUACAUAUUCAAACAAUCUAUACAUAUUGUCAAACAAAAAAUAUUUUUUUUUAUUAAAAAACGUCAACUAUGACUCAAGACAAUGAUCUUAAAAAAAAUAAACAGAUCAUUAAAAGAUACAAUCUAUGUUUACAAAAAAAAUACUUUUAAACGUUGGGUUUUGACGCACAAGGCAGCUUUUUUACGCAGCAAUCCAUAUACGCAGCUGGGGGCGUGGGGCUAUGUCGGUGUGUGCGCUUGUUCCUCUUCUCACCAGCUCAGUCAGAUGCGCACAGCUCAAACUUCCUUGUCCAAGCCCAGUGCGCUGCGCCGCUUCCACCCGUCCGCAUCUUCAGCCAACAGCCGGGAGGAAGAAACACAAACAAGUUCUGCGAAAGGAUGGAGCCGACGGAAGAGAAAUGAGGAUUAUGCUGCACGCGGCCACCCGAGUCUAGAAGAGCAUAUCUCCACGCGCAGAAGUAACAGUGAUCGUGAAGGAACCAUGGGCUGUGUGGGCUCGAAGAAGGAGCAGGAGCAGGAGGCUCCCGGCAAAGGGACGGGCAACAACGACCAGCAUGGCUGUGCGCAGGCGGCCCACUACGUCAAAGACCCCACCGCAGCGAACUUCGGCAGCAAAGCUAGCCAAAUGCCGUCGAAUGCAAACUCUCCAGACGCAGGAGAGAGCAUCGCCAUGGCGCUGUACGACUACGAGGCCAUCCACGACAGCGACCUCGGCUUCAAGAAGGGGGAUAAGCUCCGGAUCCUGGAGGAAUCGGGGGAGUGGUGGAAGGCUAAAAUGAUCAGUUCGGGUCAGGAGGGCUUCAUCCCCAGUAACUACGUGGCCAAAGACACUCUGGAGGCCGAGGAGUGGUUCUUUAAGGGCGUGAGCAGGAAAGAUGCCGAGAGGCAGCUGCUGGCCCCCGGGAACAAAGUGGGCUCCUUCAUGAUCCGAGACAGCGAGACCACCAAGGGCAGCUACUCCUUGUCUGUGAGGGACGGCGACUCCAAGGUCAGUGACACGGUCAAGCAUUACAAGAUCCGAACGCUGGACAACGGAGGAUUCUACAUCUCUCCACGCAACACCUUCACCAACCUGCAGGAGCUCGUCAGCCAUUACAAGAAGCAGGGAGAUGGCCUCUGCCAAAAUCUGACCAGCCCGUGCUUGAGCCCCAAACCUGAGAAGCCAUGGGAGAAAGACGCCUGGGAAAUCCCGAGAUCGUCACUCAAACUGGACAAGAAGCUCGGCGCCGGCCAGUUCGGAGAAGUCUGGCUGGCCACGUACAACAAGCACACCAAAGUAGCGGUGAAGACCAUGAAGCCUGGCACCAUGUCGGUGGAGGCCUUCAUGGGCGAGGCCAACCUGAUGAAGAGUCUGCAGCACGACAAGCUGGUCCGGCUCAAUGCUGUGGUCACCAUAGAGGAGCCCAUCUAUAUCAUCACCGAGUACAUGGAGAAAGGGAGUUUAUUAGACUUCUUGAAGAGUGAUGAAGGAAACCGUGUCAAGCUCCCCAAGCUCAUCGACUUCUCUGCCCAGACCGCAGAGGGUAUGGCCUACAUCGAGCAGAGGAACUACAUCCACAGAGACCUGAGGGCUGCCAACAUCCUGGUCAACAAGGCUUUGGUGUGCAAAAUCGCUGACUUUGGCCUCGCUCGCAUCAUCGAAGACAACGAGUACACGGCCAGGGAAGGAGCCAAAUUCCCCAUCAAGUGGACGGCCCCUGAGGCCAUCAACUACGGCUCUUUCACAAUCAAAUCUGACGUCUGGUCCUUUGGCAUCUUGCUGACUGAGAUUAUCAGCUAUGGACGCACACCAUAUCCGGGGAUGUCCAACCCGGAAGUGAUCCGUGCCCUGGAGAAGGGCUACCGAAUGCAGCGCCAGGACAGCUGUCCCAACGAACUCUAUGAAAUCAUGCUGGAGUGCUGGAAGAACAAGCCAGAGGACCGCCCCACCUUCGAUUACCUGCAGAGUGUCCUGGAGGACUUCUACACAGCCACAGAGAGCCAGUAUCAGCAGCAGCCAUGAGGCUGGACAUCCACAGACAUGUCUUUCUCUAAUUGUGCCGUUCUAUUCACACUCAACAGCAAGUCCAGCUUCUACAUGAAGCAGUGCAAUUCAUGUAACAAGGGACCGUACACAAAUGAUUGGGUUGGGUUGAACCUUCAUCAACUAUAUAUUGUAGGAAGCUACGGAUCACCUUUCCUAACAUUUUUAUAUUUUCAUUGGGCGCUCCUCACUAACAUUUUAAAUAAUCAUAACCACACAAGGAAAAGCAAAAUACAAAAACAAUGGUAACACUUUCUACGAUGCCCAUGCCAAUAAUGCAUUAUAAACAUACUUGUAUUGUACAGUAUUUAUAGCACUGCACAUCUUUAGUUAUAAGCACUCAUCACUAUUCAUAAUGCUUUACAAUGUUGCCUUGAAGCAUAUAUUUAUUUUAAGUGCUUAUAACAAUAAUCAUACAGUGUUAUAAACAGAUUAUAACAUAUGCGUAUGAUGCAUUAUAGACACAGACAUCAUAGAAAGUGUCAAUAAAUAAUGUUUACAUGUAUCAUUAUUACUGCACAAUAUUAUAACAACACGGUCGGGGGAGGGGACAGGCUCCACGCCGUGCUGUAAAAAAAGCUUUUUCCUAAACAAAAAGAAAAGAUAAAAAGCCAUACAACUUUUCUACCAUCAUCCCUCUUAUGAUGUGUGUACAGUCCCUAAUAUUGGACCAGCUUUGAAGGUGUUUUACAUAAUAUGUAAAUGUAUGCCGGAGGCCUCACUGUACGGCACAUGCUAUGGCGUCUCACACACAAAAUAUUAUUUCACACACGGAUACGGUCAUAUCGGCAAACAAAUGAGGCCACCCAAAAGCAGUCGCGUGGAAUAUAGACUGUAUUUAGUUGAUGUGCUCCAGCUCCCAUCAAAGGAAGGUAGAGGCGGGGGGCAGUGGACUUUACAAAGUGCAAGAUAUACUGUAUGGCUGAUAUAUGCUUAAAUCUUCUAUUUAUAUUCCAUAGAUAUGUUCCAGCACGAUGUGGCUUGAAGUUAGCAUUACCACUUUGUUGUGCCUUUUUCUGUCUCAUUUCUAAUAUAUUACAUCUGCUCUGUGUAUAUAGUACACACAUAAAUCAAAUUAUUUAAGAAUAGGGUUUAACGUGAAGCCAUAUUAACUGAUAAUGCUUGUUGAUCCUUUUGGCUCAGUCAACUUGUGUUCUGUAUUUGUGAAGUGGAGUGUAAGAUAAGUGUAUCUUGAAUGCAAUGAUCUAUUCCAAAACUAAAUGCCUUUUUGUUUCUCCAGUGUACGAUUUUUUAUUUUUGCAAUUAUUUUCUACACUUUUUGGAUAAUGCGAUUCUUGUAUUGUUGGAAAUAGCAAUGCAUUUUGUGGACCACAAUCCUACACAUUUUAAAAGGGAAUAUUUUGAAGUAUUUAAGAUAAUUUGGUUGGAGUUUUUUUUUUUUGUAAUGGUAUGCAACUGUUUGUGUUUUUCUUUAUCAACAACUCUUUGUACAUUUUGUUUGGUUAGAUUCUUGGCUAAAUGCAACUGUAGAGAACAUUUUCAAAUAAAUUGUUUUAGAAACAAC